CGUUGGGGAACCUGCGUCUAGGUUCCGGUCAGCUGACUCGACUAGUCAGCUGAUCAGCAGUCACGUGAAAAACCUGUGGCAUGUAGGAAUGACGAGCCGUUGGUUCUUAUAGACCUCCCGCUCCUCUCACAAACCCAGGCUAACAGGGUUAGCUUAAGGAGGAAGGAGAAUCUGUCAUCCAUGACAUCCAUGAUGUCAGGGCGUGCCUGAACACGGACGGACGUUUGCUGCUUUGAAAGCAUCAGCGUCCCUGCCCCAGCUUACUACAUGCAGUACUUGGGGCCGGGAGAGAGGCCAGGAGCGAGGUCCCCUUCAGUAUUAUCAGAGAAGGGGGCCUCACGCAGAGCAGUGGCUGUCCGGUACCCUUUAAAAGUGCAUGACAAGGCCAAUACAUUAGGGACUGUCCAGUUCAUCUGCACUUACCUGAACCAACCAUGACUUUCUCUGACGCUGAGAAGGCUGCCAUCACCUCUAUCUGGGGCAAGGUUGCCGGCCAUACUGAUGAAAUUGGAGCAGAGGCUCUGGAAAGGCUCUUCCUGAGCUUCCCCCAGACCAAAACCUACUUCAGCCACUUCAACCUGAGCCAUGGUUCCAGUGAUCUGAGCAGCCACGGAGGAAAGGUUCUGAGUGCCAUUGGUAAUGCUGCUGGCCACCUGGAUGACCUGGACCAUGCUCUGUCCUCCCUCAGUGACCUGCAUGCCCAGAAGCUCAGGGUUGACCCUGGUAACUUCAGGCUGCUGUCCCACUCCAUCCAGGUGACUCUGGCUGUCCACUUCCCCAAUGAAUUCAACGCUGUUGCUCAGGCUGCCUGGGACAAGUUCCUGUCCGCUGUGUCCUCUGUCCUGGUGUCCAAGUACAGAUAAACUGGGCUCAGUGUGAUACCUGGUUGUUAACAUGUCUUAACCAGUUCAAUAA
This is a messenger RNA of Hyla sarda, 915 nucleotides long. Its product is annotated as hemoglobin subunit alpha-5-like. Gene Ontology annotation, biological process: hydrogen peroxide catabolic process; oxygen transport. The transcript is spliced from 4 exons. NCBI's taxonomy places the organism in Eukaryota, Metazoa, Chordata, Amphibia, Anura, Hylidae. Gene Ontology annotation, molecular function: iron ion binding; heme binding; organic acid binding. The coding region runs from base 435 to 863 and encodes 142 amino acids. Gene Ontology annotation, cellular component: hemoglobin complex; haptoglobin-hemoglobin complex; blood microparticle. The record is from RefSeq and is a predicted model, not a curated record.